CUUCGGUUAUCAGUUGCAUAUGAACAGUCACAGCGAAAUGAACAUCUGGAAGGGAAAAGUUCUUACAGACGUGCCAUUCGGUCAUGUUCUGGUAUUUAGUGGAAAAAUCAAACCAAAUCCAAACAAGAUCUCGCUGGAUUUAACGGAUAACAUAAAUGCAAAAAAUGAAAGUGAAACUGUUUAUUUGAAACUUGAAGCUAAUUUCCGAGAGAACCAAAUAAUUCGAUCCAUGUUUCAGCCGGGAGAAGGAUGGCAACAGGAGGAAAUCUCAAAGAAUUGGAAAAGCGAAGGCCCGAAAAAUCCCUUAGUACCAGGACAGACGUUUACAUUUCGCAUUGCUAUCCUGCAAAAAUGCUUCGAAAUCUAUGUAAACGACAAUAUUUAUGGGACCUUUGAGUUUGUUAAGUUCCCCAAACAGAUUCAAUAUGCCAUGAUCUAUGGUGACUUUGAGAAGGUAACACAAUUUCAUCACCGCAUGCUGUUCCCGCUGGUCUUCCCCAAGAGCCUUAUAUGUGCAGAGAAAAUCGCAUUUCAAAGUGAUGUCCCAAGGAAAUAUGAAGCAGGAACUGUGGUUGCCUUGGAGUGCAUCGCCAAAGGACCACCCACAACAGAGUUUUCCAUUUGUUUCCAAUGCAACGACACUGGCCGCGUGGUAUUAAAAUUCCAUGUGAAUUUCAAUACAACUUCGGUGAUACGCAGCUAUCAACGAGAAGACUGCAGUUAUUGCUCUGAUGAUGAGGAAACCGAAGGAGAAUUUCCCUUCCAACGUGGCAAAAUUUUCAAAAUUGCCUUUGGCGUUGGUGACAAGGCAUUUAUUAUCGCCGUCAAUGGCCAAUACUUCACCUACUACAAUUACCCAUAUCGGUGUUUCUCCAUAUCCACGCUGAAGUGCUUGACCAAUCUCGUUGGAGAUUUACAAGUACGCAGCAUAGAAUAUCAUUCGGAUUCUCCGCUAUUGGCCCGCGUCGAAAAAUUGUCCUUAAUGUGAUUGACAUGCAUUUACUAAUUAGACUGGAGUUUAAUUGGCCUUCUUGGUCAUCUAGUGGAGAGAGCACCUGUUGGAAAUAAAAUUGUUGUUGGAAAAUAUGUUUCAAGUA
Molecule: messenger RNA, 1097 nt
Organism: Stomoxys calcitrans (stable fly)
Lineage: Eukaryota; Metazoa; Arthropoda; Insecta; Diptera; Muscidae
Exons: 5
Coding region: 20-988 (322 amino acids)
Molecular function (GO): carbohydrate binding
Source: RefSeq, a predicted model, not a curated record